CCAUGACGUCAGUGAUCUUCAGGUCGGAGUCCUAGAAAGAUGCUGAGUGUCCGACUUGGAAUUCCGAGUUGGAUGACCAUUCCGAGUUCCCAGUUGUCUUGAAAGCUCGGAAGUCAGAGAUUUCCUAGUUCACAGUUGUUUUGAAUGCGGCAGUAGCAAGACUAGCAGAGUUUCCACUAGAUACCACAGCCAUCUUUAGUCAUGAUUAGAUCAUAUUUUAGAUUAGUUUAAUAGUCACAUGUACAGGGUUGCAGAUGUAAUUACAGGCUACAGUGAAAGGGGGAGAAGAUAGCUGAUUUAGUGUUGGCUAUUCAGCAGCCUGAAGGUCUGGGGGUAGAAGCUAUUGGCCAGUCUUACAGUUUUUGCCAUGAUGCUCAUAUUCUGUCCUCGUUUGAGUGAUUGAAACGGGGAGAACAGGCCAUAGCUUGGGUGGCUGGGGUCCCUGAGAAUCUUCUAGGCCUUCCUGCAACACUUGGUGUAGGUGUCCUGGAGGGCAGGUUGAGUGUACCACCCACUGUAGCGCCUUGCGUUCCCUGGUGGUGGAGUUGCAGACAGACAGUUUAAUCUCGAUGGUGUUCCUGUAGAACACUGUGAGGGCCCUCGGGACAUGCUGAAUUUCUUCAGCAUCCUGAGAUUAAAUAGUCGCUGUCGUAAAAAUGUAUGAAAACUAAAAUGAGCUUUUUGGUCUUAAUGUUAGGGUUAGUAGUGUGGUUAAGGUUAUGUUUAAAAUCUUAGCAACCAGGAAAUGGCAGAGCAAUUUCUGCAAAGUGCAACUUUAUGUGUUUCCCUUAAAGGCUUACCUUAAUAAUAAUGUUACCUUACCUAAGGGAAUUGUUUAAGGGUAUUGCAUAUAGUCCCUCAAACAUUUCCCAAGAUAAGGUAAUCAUUUAAGGGUUUAAGGUUCGAGUAGUGCAGAAGUUGUCAUAUGCUGAGGCAGUGAAGAAAGUAGAGGAAGAUGGGUCAAGGGAGAGGGAUCCUGAGAGGAGUGGUGUGAAUAGUAGAUCUGUAGCAGUACAGAGGGAUAGGCCAACAAGUGAUAUGUGUUUCAGUAAGAUUGGAUUUUUAGCAUUUAUAGUAAUGGUUAUCAACUACUGCAGGGAUGGACAUAAGUCGCAGAAAAUUGAGAUUGUGGUGGCAGCUGCAGAGAAGUAUUUGGUUGUGUGAGAAGAGUUACAGGGUGUGUUUAAGUGGUGAUGUCCCAUCCUUGCAGGUUGGUGGCAUGAGGUAGGACUAAAUAGUGGAGUAGGGUGGUGUUAUUUUUAUUUUAUUUGUUAGAUUUCUUUGUGAGUGUCAUGUUAGAUGGUAGGGUAUUUGUUUAUUUAUUAUUUCAAGCAAAGUAUAAGGGAGUUGUACUCCAGUCUAGUAGGUGGCGGUAAUGCAACAUAUUGGAUGCCAACCGCCGUUAAACCUCAUUGAAGAAGCACUCUUAUCGAAUAUUCAAACAUGUCUUACAAUAAUGAGAUGUACCCAAACUUAAGGAAAGCUUUGACUAUGUACAGACUCGAUAGCCUUGCUAUUGUGAAGGCCGGGGUAUGCAGACCUGGCUCUCAAGAGAAGACAGAGAAGACUAUGUGUACACUGCCCACAAAAUUAGGUGGAAACAGAGCUGCACUUCCUAACCUCCUGCAAAAUGUAUGACCAUAUUAUAGACACAUAUUUCCCUCAGAUUACACAGAUCCACAAAGAAUUUGAAAACAUACCCGAUUUUGAUAAACUCCCAUAUAUACUGGGUGAAAUACCACAGUGUGCCAUCACGGCAGCAAGAUGUGUGACCUGUUCCUGUUGCUGCAAGAAAUGGGCAACUAGUGAAGAACAAACACCCUUGUAAAUACAACCCAUUUGAAUGUUUAUUUUCCCUUUUGAAAUUUCACUAUUUGCACAUAGUUACAACAUUAUAAAUACAUAAUAUGACAUUUGAAAUGUCUUCAUUCUUUUGGAACUUCUGUGAGUACAAUGUUUACUGUUAAUUUUCAUUUUUUAUUUAACUUUUGUUUAUUAUCUACUUCACUUGCUUUGGCAAUGUUAACAUGUUUCCCAUGCCAAUAAAACCCCUUAAAUUGAAAUGUAUCCACCAAUCCAAAGGAAGGAUAGCCGGGAGCUGGACAGGCCGACAUGCCGCUUUGUGGACAAUGCCUCUCAUUGUUAGGGCGGAGAGACAUGUAUCUUCCCAGUAUAUCCAUAAUCUUUGAUUCAAUUGAAGGAAACUUGAAUUAAAAGAUGAGAACAUUAAAUAUGUUUCAUGCAACUGGGCCCAGAGUUCUCGCUGAAACUGCCUCAGACACAUGCGAAGCAGUAUCACGCGAGAACUCGAUGUAAACAAACAAAUCUGUGUGGUUCGAAGUCGGGCUUUGUGUCAUGGUGAGCACGUUCACGACAGGGUCAUUAUCUGUUGUGACUCAUGCAAAUAACAUGUAGCUGUUGAUCAAAUAUAACAAUCACCCCCAAAAUAAUCUGCGAGAGUCCUCAAAAUUAUCAUGGGACAAACAGGGUAUUAUUAUUCACUCUGAUUGGUCGAGGACCUACAACACCCGCCUCUGUCGUACACUGAUUGGCUUGGUGAACGCAGCGAGGGUCCUACCAUUGGUCUUUAACUCUUCCACGUCUUUCCCACUGUUUUAUGGCAAUUGUUUAGGAGAUUCGUUGAACUAACAAGCUAGCUAGACAACACACUAGAAUAAAGACUUGGAGACAGAAUGGCAUCAGAAUCUCCACGCAGACCAAGCCGCUGUGCUGGAGGGGUUGUGGUGCGAGCACAAGCUGCCACUGAGCAGUCGUAUAUGGAGAGUGUUGUGACCUUCCUCCAAGAUGUGGUCCCUCAGGCAUACACUGGCGCACCCCCAACUGAUGAAAAAGAGAAAAUAGUUUGGGUCAGAUUUGAGAAAGCCGACAUCAAUGAUACAUCCCGCUCCCCAGAGUUCCUGGAGAUGCACAGUGGCAGCAGUGACCCUCCCCUCUGCCUCAUGAUUGGUUAUGCAGACGGGAUGCAGAUAUGGAGCAUAUCCCUGGGUGGGGAGGCCCAGGAGCUUUUCUCUGUGCGCCACGGACCUGUGAGAGCUGCCCACAUCCUGCCAGCGCCCCAUAUCAGUCCGCUGAUGAUUGAUAGUUUUGCGGACAAAAGGCCUCUCCUGGGGGUGUGCAAGAGUACCGGGUCCUCGGGGACCAGCCCCCCAUACUGCUGUGUGGACCUGUACUCUCUGAGGACAGGGGAGAUGGUCAAGUCCAUCCAGUUCAAGACGCCCAUCUACGACCUGCACUGCAAUAGGGAGAUUCUAGUUGUCGCCCUGCAGGAGAAGAUUGCUGCAUUCGACAGCUGUACCUUCACCAAAAAGUUCUUUGUUACAAGCUGCUUUCCAUGUCCGGGCCCCAACCUAAACCCCAUAGCACUGGGAGGACGCUGGCUAGCCUACGCUGAGAAUAAGUUGAUCCGGUGUCACCAGUCUCGAGGCGGUGCCUGUGGGGACAAUGCCCAGUCUUACACAGCUACUGUCAUCAGCGCUGCUAAAACCCUAAAGACUGGUCUCACCAUGGUGGGGAAGGUGGUGACCCAGCUAGCUGGUACUCUACCCACUGGCACCCCCGACGAGGAGGGUGCUACCCCCCACAGCACCACCCGCCGAAGCCCCCAUGCCCCCGGAGUAAUCACCGUCAUUGACACACACAACGUCGGAGAGGGACAGGUCCUGGUGAGUGAGGACUCCGAUGGAGAGGGAGUGGUGGCCCACUUCCCAGCCCAUGACAAACCCAUAUCCUGCAUGGAAUUCAACCCCAGCGGUAUGCUGCUGGUGACUGCAGACACCCUGGGCCAUGACUUCCAUGUGUUCCAGGUCCUCACACACCCCUGGGCCUCCAACCAGUCUGCUGUCCACCACCUCUACACACUGCACCGCGGAGAGACUGAGGCCAAGGUCCAGGACAUCUGUUUUAGCCAGGACAGUCGCUGGGUGGUGAUCAGCACACUGCGUGGCACCUCCCACGUCUUUCCCAUCAACCCCUACGGUGGUGCGCCUUGCGCCCGCACUCACAUGUCCCCCCGCGUGGUCAACCGCAUGUCCCGCUUCCAGAAGAGUGCAGGGCUGGAGGAGAUAGAGAAUGAACUGAACAGCAAGCAGGCUGGAGGAGGGAGAUGCAGCCCCAUCCCUGGGCUCUCCAGCAGUCCCUCGGGGUCCCCACUACACGGAGCAAAAUGCAGAAAGAAAAGAGAAAAUAGAGCUAAACUCACCAGCCAGGAGUCGUACAACAACUUCACCAACAACAACAUGGGUAACCCUCGUCUGUCCCCUCUGCCCAGCCUCACCAUAGUGCUGCCCCUGGCACAGAUCAAGCAGCCCAUGACCCUGGGCACCAUGACCAAGCGCUCCGGACCUUACCUCUUUGGGGCAGGAUGUUUUGCCAUUAAAACUCCAUGCAAAGCCAAGCCUCUCCCUCAGAUCUCCCCCAGUAAGUCCAGUGGAGGAGAGUUCUGUGUGGCUGCUGUCUUUGCUGCCUCACGCUCAUGGUACAUGACCAACCCCAACAUGAAGAGAGAGAAAGACCAGUCCAGCCGGUCAGUGGUGGAGUCCCUCUACAUCCUCAGUUGCUAUGGCACCCUGGUGGAGCACGUCCUGGAGCCUCGGCCAAUCAGCACGGCCCAGAAGAUCAGCGAUGACACACCCCUGGAGCUCAACACAUGUCCACGGGCCUGCUGGAGCCUGGCCAGGACUCCACUGUGGAAUGAGCUGCAGCCUCCCUUUCUCUCCAACCACCCUCUGGUGCUGGCCUCUGACCUGGUGCAAUAUUACCAAUACCUCCUGGCUGGAUUGGUGCCCCCUGGAAGCCCUGGCCCUAUCACGCGCCACGAGUCUUAUGACAGCCUGACGUCGGACCACAGCGGACAGGAGGACGAGGAGUGGCUCUCACAGGUGGAGAUAGUCACCCACACAGGGCCUCACCGUCGGCUGUGGAUGGGUCCUCAGUUCCAGUUUAAGACCAUCCACCCAUCUGGUCAGACUACGGUCAUCUCCUCCUCCUCCUCCGUGCUGCAGUCCCAGGGCCCCAGCGACAUUCAACAGCCUCUGUUGGACUUUCACACUGAUGACCUGGACCUACACAGUCUCAGGAUCCAGCCCGUGCGUUCUGAGCCGGUCAGCAUGCCUGGUUCCUCUCGGCUGGUGGCUGAACGGAGGGGACAGGGGACGGUCAUUGAUAUAGGAUCGGGGACGUUUGACCGCAGUGUGACCCUGCUGGAGGUGUGUGGAAGCUGGCCAGAGAGCUUUGGCCUGCGUCACAUGAGCUCUGUGGAGUCCACCGAGGAGGGGCUGAGAGAGAGGCUGGCAGACGCCAUGUCAGAGUCACCAUCCAGAGACAUAGUGGGCUCGGCUACCGAGCUCCAGAGGGAGGGCAGCAUUGAGACUCUCAGCAACAGCUCUGGUUCCACCAGCGGCUCCAUCCCCCGUAACUUUGAGGGCUACCGCUCUCCACUGCCCACCAACGAGAGCCAGCCCCUCAGCCUCUUCCCCUCCGGAUUCCCCUAGAGGAGACCAGGAGACAGCCUGCCUACCGCCCUACAAGACCUGGUGUCAAAUACUAUUUGAUAUCUUUCAAAUGCUUUGAGAGUUUGCUUUAGUCUGCCUGGAAUCCCUGAUGGGAGGGGACUACAUUUUGGAGACUGUUCUAUUGGUUCCAUUACGCCAGACAAGCUCAAUAAAUCCCAGAUAAAGUAUUUGAAAUUAUUUCAAAAAGUAUUUGAACCCAAGUCUGCUAACUACUGUCCAUCCUAGCGCUUCACACAGCACAGCCGGACAGUCUUGAUGGUCUCUCACCAUGUUGAUAUUCAUUAGGAUGUUAUUGUGAGCAGUGGUCCCCUCCUCUCUCUCUCUCUCCAAAUCCAGGAACUGUCCAGUGUUUCUCCCACCUGCCGAUGUGUUUAUGCUUAUGUGUGUGUGUGUGGGGGGGAUAAUGUGUCACAACGAGUGUGUUUCAUUUUGGGUGUGUGUGCUGAGGCCGGGUGUAUUGAGUGAGCAGUGUGUGACUCAGUCCCUCCUGUGUGUGUGUGUAUAAAAAGUACUCUGAUGAUCAUGGGUGUCCCAAAUGGCACCCUAUUUCCUAUAUAGUGCACUACUUUUUUGCAACAGAAAAGAGGUCUGUGCUUUAAUCAAAUAAAAGGCUUAUUCCUUUCUUGUAUACACACACCUCAAACAAAAGCACACGCUUGUACGCUGAAUAAUUACUUUGCCAACUUGCUUUUCUUAGUGAAUGAGUCAUUGCUGGACUUGACCAGACCACAUAGGACUUGAUAUGAAGUCUGAUCUGAUACACUAGUGAGAACAGAAAGAAAGGCUUAAAACAGACUGAAUAAUUGGUCACUAAUUCUGUGUUAAAAACACGAUACAAUCCUAGUCCUUUGUCUGGGGAAUGGAUGACUGGCUGACUAUAGGGGUCUGUUCUGAAAAAUGCAACGUUACAGGACUUUCGGGUAGAAAUACAUUUUAUAGAUCAGAUAUGUCCUGUAGCAUAAGGAGUCAUUGCAGAUCUAUAUAUUAUAUUUAUAUCUGCAAUGUUUCACCCUAUUGAACACAGCCAUGUUCCCGUAAUUCUGCAUGUUGAAUGAGUCGAUGGCUACUGAUGCUUGGUCACUGGCUAAUGUAACAUAAAAGGGUCAUGAUUAAUUGAUCCUUUUUAAUGCAGAACACAUGCUUAUUAAUACAUUUUCACUGUAAUAUUGAUUUUGUACAAUACUGAGUAGUUAUUUGCUAUACAUUCGUGUUAAUGAAAUACUGAAGACUUGGAAAAUAGUUUGCUGUGUUAUAUUAUCACCCCUGGAUAUUCAAUUAUUUCAUAUAUACUAAGUAAAUAUAACAGCUGCAUAGUCAUUGUUUUAAUCACGUGUACAAAAGUUUGCAGCUUGUGCUUCUGUAAAUGUAAAGAGACUUCUCGUUUAAUUUAAAGAAAAUAAAUUAACCACACCAAAGCCAGUACACAUUUUCUGCCAGUUUAUUGUGGAAAAGCAGACUGUGAAUACAACACUCUAAAACUUAUCUGACACUCAGAACAAGAAUCAAAUGAACUACAAAAUGUUCAAGAAUCAAAAAUCAGUACAAGACUAAUUGAUGUAGGGCCCCUAUUUUUAAAUGCAUUUCACUUACCUUAGACAGGAGCAAAACCAGGCCAGAGACUGAAACAAUGGCCAUGUGAAUGUGUUUGAGCAGGCAUACUCAGGCCAACAAGCACUGGCUCUGCUCUUGCCUUCAGGUUGUUUGCCCCAUAGAAAAAUAAUGAAUUGAAUGGGCUUGGAACUUCUAACCCUGGCAUUUUUGAUUGGUAAACACAUGGGUACACUUACAGUGGCUGCCUGGUAAUGUGAUGCAAUCAUUUCCAUGUUCAUUCAAACUAAUGUAUUUUUUUGUAAUGUCAGUUUAAUCAACAAAUUACAGCACAUAUGACUUGUCCACCCAUAGAGUACCACAGUAUGAGUCAUAUACCCAUAACUAGCGGUCAAACAGGGAAAUGGUUCAAAUCAUUUUUCCACCAUUCAUCAUCAUUCAUGGGGGAUUUUAUAAACACUUAAAAUAAGGGCUGUGUUUCAUGUAGGGUUACCCUGGUGUGACGUUUUGAUAACCGUGUAAAUCUGUCUAGGACAGGGUUACUUUUAUCAAUAAUUUGCCUGUCUCCCGGUCACAGCCGGCUGGGAUCGAACCCGAGGCUGUAGUGACGCCUCAGCACUGCCCUUUUGCCAGUUUUAAAUUGACACAAUACCUGAUAGCAGAGGUGUCAGCUAGAGAUGACGUGCAGGAGCUUGCAGAGAUUUGUAGUUUUGCGUGACGUCUACUUUGAAGCUAAUUAGCAUUUUUGAAUCUUGAGAGUAAAUAGAGCCAAAUAUAUUGAUAAGUCACCUUGUCCGAGAGAGAUUUACAUGGUUAUCAUAACAUCACACCAAAGUAAGCCUACAAGAAACACAGCCCUAAUUUUAAGUGUUUCUAAAUUCCCCUAUGGGAAAAAUUAAUGAUGGAAAAAACGAUUGGAACCAUUUCCCUGUCUGACCACUGGGCCCUGCAUGCCAAUGUCUCUCUGAGUCUGAGGGAACCAUGCCCAGGCCAGUGCCCCAGCUGGCACCUCUACCAGGGGUAGGGGCCUGUUAAAGGAGGGCACACCUUAGCUGUUUCACUCUGUUUCAAAACGUUGUCUGCCUCCUGAACAUGACCCUGGUUUUUUACCCUCCUCUCCUGUGACAGUCGCCAUUUAUACCCAUCCUCCUCUGCCAGCAAACUCUGUGAAUAGAUAGAGCAGCGAGAGGAGAGACAAGGUUGGCACCAGAAGAGAAGCCAUAUUGAUACAUAGCUAGCUACAACCACUUGUGGACAGGUUUGCUAAGCUUUUGCUAACAUUGUUUUUCUCAAAAUCACAGAAAAAAAUUCACUGCCCAAAGAACGCAAAUUACAGAGCAAAAGUAAUCUCUAUCCAACCUCAUAUACUGUAUUUCUUUAACUUUGUGUGAUUUAUUUGUGUACAUAUCUGUGUCUUAAAAUGUGAUGGAAUUUGUUGUUCACUUAUAUUCAAUAAUUUAUCAGACUGUAAUAGCAUUAUAAUGUGUGUACAAUACAAAACAUUUAACAAUAUCAGAUCUGAAAUAGUAUUUUGAUUGCUGUCAUUUAAUUGUUGUCAUCCUCUCAACUAAAUAGACUAGGAAGACUUACAUUGUUAGCCAAUAUGUAUGUUAGGCAAGUAAAAUUCCCUCUUUUUUAAUCACUUAUAAUUAUUUUCCUUUCCUCAGUGCACUCUUUUGAUCCACAAAGGAGACAAGUAGAUAUAAAAUAGGUCUACUUCGAAUUAAUUUAUAGUGCCAGCCAUUUGAAACCAAUCAAAGGCAAUACCAUGUAUUAUAUCCUAUUGUUCGUAUGAAAAUAACAGAAAAAUAUAUUGGGAAAUGCCGUGGUCAUUGCAGGUAUGUUGAUGACAUUUUAUGACCUUUUAGUGAAUAAAACAAAUGUCACUAAACAAUUACAAUUCGCAUAGGGCUAUUAUUAUUGUUAAUUUAAUGUACAAAUGUAAUGUUAAUAGCCACUUUUCAGAUCAUGCUUUUCAAUCGUCUAACAGGAGGCGAAUACUUUUUUUAUAACCUAACAGUUCUGUGUUGUUUACAUUGCCAAAGUGUCCAAUGAAAAUGUUUUAUGCAUCAAUGAUUUUAUUCAAACGAAACGCUUCCUCAUAAACUGAGGACCCCAAUCGCCUGAUUCUGAGCAAGAUUAUAGCCUGCCUAUGUGUACACUUAUUUCUAAUUCAAUGAUAGAGACCAUCGUGUGAGCGGUUACGUUCGAAAUUGAACACGGGAAAGUGCUUUCCUUGCUAAAUGAAAGUAUGUCUGAAAUAAAUGUAAUUUCCCCCUGACCCAAGUAAUUUCAUAUCGCUUCUGUAUAUAAUACGAUUCAAUGUAUUCGGUCGCAUGAGUUGAAAAUUGAAUUUUGAAUCACUGUCAACAAGUUCAACUCUGUUAAAUCAACACGAGUUUGAUAGGACUGUAGCCCAUAGUAGAGAGCAACAAGGCUAUUUUCAGGGGAACUGAGUGCAUGUCAAACAUAAUAGCCAGCCUCUCCAUGUUGUGUUGCAACAUCACAUCAAAUUGAUCAAGGCUGUUAUAGAGUUACGUUCCUGAACAGAAAUUGAUAUGCUAUGUGCACAUAUAUGUUGUCAAUAGGACAUUAAGUCUACACUUGUUGUAUUCGACGCAUGUGACAAAUAAAGUUUGAUUUGAUUAA
Molecule: messenger RNA, 9728 nt
Organism: Oncorhynchus nerka (sockeye salmon)
Lineage: Eukaryota; Metazoa; Chordata; Actinopteri; Salmoniformes; Salmonidae
Product: BCAS3 microtubule associated cell migration factor-like
Exons: 26
Coding region: 2694-5510 (938 amino acids)
Biological process (GO): response to starvation; autophagy
Cellular component (GO): cytoplasm
Molecular function (GO): protein binding
Source: RefSeq, a predicted model, not a curated record